UAUGACAUACAUGUACAUAGAAGUUUACUGCAGUUUAGCAUAAGUCAUUUAGAACAGAAAUGCAAUAUUUAUAUCAUGUGGACUUCUGUGAAUAGGUUGAAGAACACUGUUGACUAUGUACUGAGUAAUGGAAAUUGUGUUGAUUUGUUAUAUUUCAAUGGAUCUUAAACUGUGUAUUGGAAAAAAACAUCAUGUAUAAAGUCAAGAGUUAAUAAUUGAUAUCACCUGUAGAUCAGUUACAAUUUCUUGCAUUCUAUUGAAUUCAUAUUGACAAUGCGGCUCAUUAGAAGAAAAGCAAAGACACUUUUGCUGCUGUUUAUAUUGUUUAUUAUUCUGGGAUAUCUGCUGUUACAUUCAAGAAGACAUGAUCCAAUGAAGGAGUUUGAUUAUGGAAUGUAUGGCAAAGAUGACCAUGAUCAUAUUAGUGUAGACACUGAUUACAAUGACCCCUUUGAAUCUUUCUUGAUAAAGGAUCUAAAAGUUCAUAACAAAAUCAAGGAUCAUACAUGCUUAGAACAAAGAAACUUUGUGUUUAUCAAGACAAUGAAGUGCGCGACGCAGACUAUGGUGCAGAUUUUACGGAGGUUCGGCUACAGACGACAUCUAAAUUUCGUACUGCCCAAAGGGAAUAAUAUAUACAUUGGAUGGCCAUAUAUCCCUGAACCACAGGAUUAUAGAAAAUCUAGCCAAGGCUUUAAUGCUCUUGUAGAACAUUCUGUGUAUAAUGAAACAGUAAUGAAAAAUAUGAUGCCCGUUAACACAAGAUAUGUAACUAUACUAAGAGAACCAUUCAGCCAGUUUAAGUCAGCCUUUCAUUACUUUAAUGUUGCAAAUAUCACAAAAAUGAAACCUUCGAAAGAUCAGGUGUUUGACUAUCUACACAAUCUGGAAAGUUAUGAACACUUCUACAAAAGUAGUCAGACAGCUACAAUACGAUACUGCAUUCCGGAUGGAUUUUCUGUUACUAAAAAUAUGCUGUCUCAUUGCCUGGGAAUGCCACUGGGGUUUCCCGCUGGAAGAGAAAAUAUUGCCUCAGAUUUUGCUAAGGUUCAAGAGUAUAUCUCAACAUUGGAUAGGAACUUUAUGCUCGUAAUGAUAAUGGAAUAUUUCCAUGAGUCCUUAGUUUUACUUAAACGUUUAAUGUGCUGGUCUUUAGAAGAUAUUAUUUAUCAUACAACAAAUGUAGGAGUAUAUUCAUACAAGAAUAAGCCAGCUGAUCCUGAUAGUCUUAAAAUAUACAAACAAUGGAGCCACCUAGACUUUAUAUUAUAUGACCAUUUCAACAGAAGUUUCUGGAAGAAAGUUGAAAAACAGGGCAAAGACUUCUUCGAAGAAGUGAAAGAGUACAAUACAAUCCAGGAACAAGUCUCUAAAUUCUGCUCAGACCUAGGGGACGGUGAAAACAUGCUGCGAAUUCCAGCCUCAAGUUUUAGCAAUGAGAUUGAGAUAAAGAAAGACUACUGUAUGAUGCUUGGGGUGGAUCUGCUCACCUUCCUGAAGACCCGCUCUGAGAGGGAGGAGGAGUGGCCGGACACAGCCACACAACAACAGGGGACAAAACGGGGCUGCUAACAGUUUGAAACAAAUAUUCCUACGAGUGCUUACAUGAUAGUGAAACAAUGUUUAAUCCACUAAGUUCAGUUUUCCGUAUGUUUGUGUCAUCAUUGCCAAAGUAGUUAAAAAUGGAGAAAGAACAUUUUGUGUGAUUAUUUAAGUAUGGUACAUCUAAAAUUAUUAUUAAAUAAGCUGUUAAAAAGUAUUUCAGUCAUUAGAUAUUACAUGUAACUUUGUAUGUAAUUAAGGCCAAUAUCAGUGUCUUUAAGGCCCAAAAUUUGGCUUGCUAGUAAUAUGAAUAAUAAUAACUAUAGUUCUCAUAAUUUUAGGGCUUUCAUAUUAUCAUCUUCUCAUCAACAGAUCUGAUACAAAAAAUAUUGAAAAGCCUCGUUGUUUGUAUGUGCAUAUCACUGUUUAAUGCAUCACAGAAGUUCAUCUCAUUAAAUGUUCAAAUCUUUUUAAGCUGUAUUUUUUAUGAAAACAAAAUCAAGGUUAAAGAUUGGUGAACAAUGAUUGUGCAGGCAGUGGAGGAGGAGCUGUUAUAUGAGUGUUGUUUGGGUUGAAAACUUAUUAUGUUUCAUAAAUAAAACAGUUUUUAAUUGUUCUUAAGGGAACUUGGUCAGAUUUUUUUUCAGCAUGAUAUUUAAUAAGACCGUUUCGAAUAUGGGUCAUCUCAGAUAAAAAAAAAGGUCACUAGGUCAAAUAUUAAGAUAAAGUUUUGUGUCAAAAUCUCUUAUUCCUUUCACAAAUAACAGUGAUCAUCCAAUCUUCAAGAAACUCAGUCGGAUUAUUUCUCAGCAUGAUAUUAAUGACCAUUGUGAUUAUUAGUCAUCUCAGGUCAAAAAAAGGUUAGGACCAAUGUCAACCUUUAAACAUACAUUUUGUUGCAAAUGCGCAUUUGCCGAAAAGAAAAAUUGGGCUUUAAUGCUAUUUCUGCAUUUACCCCUUGAUUUUGUAUAUAUAGCACUGUCAGUGUGUGUAUACCACGGAUAAUUACGUCAUAUAUGCUACGUCGGAAGGCAAUAUUUUCACUUACUACACCAUUUUAAAUGAAACAAAGGCCAGUCUUUGUCGCUUAAAGAGCCCCACCUUUGUUUUAUAACCUGAGUUUAAUAAGGUGAUUAGUUUCAUCAAACACUUCGACAAACCUGUUUCCAAAACAAUGUUUUGACAGUGCUCUGUCAGAUGGCCGUAUCGUAAAAAGGUUUGUCGAAGUGUUAUAAUAAACUAAACUCUCAAUCAAAACUUGGUAAAAGACCGAAGGCGGGGCUCCGUAAGCUGCAUAGACUGUGCUAUGUUUCAUUUUAAAUGGAAAAGAAAAUGAAAAGUUAUCAUUGUUUUAAGUCUUCAAUCGAAGCAAAAUAUUGCCUUCCGACGUAGCAUUUAUAACGCAAUUAAUCACGUGGUAUACACACACUGACUGUGGGUAUGGUUUUUGUACAUGGAGUGAUUUGCAUGUAAUGGAGCACAUUUGAGAUUGAUGCAAAUAUCUUUAUUUAAUUUUAAAGCAUUCACAUGAUAUCAUGUUUAACUCAUCGGACUUUUAUGCUUAAAAAGCGCUGAAAUAUCGCUAACAUUUUUUCAUCUGUACAUAAAGCAUAUGUGCAUUUUAUUUUUGCUCAUUAAUGUCAAAUGAGUUAAACAUGAUAAUGCAAUAAAAUAACUGGCAUCAACCUAAGGUGUGCGCCUUUAAGGCUAAGAUUUUUAUUAUUGAAUUUAGAUGAGAAAUCCAAAUAAAAACAGUAUAAUUUUGAUCUCAUAAUAAAAAAGUGAC
Mya arenaria is the source of this 3328-nucleotide messenger RNA. RefSeq names its product galactosylceramide sulfotransferase-like. Gene Ontology annotation, molecular function: galactosylceramide sulfotransferase activity. Gene Ontology annotation, biological process: glycolipid biosynthetic process. Bases 274 to 1572 code for a protein of 432 amino acids. Gene Ontology annotation, cellular component: membrane. NCBI's taxonomy places the organism in Eukaryota, Metazoa, Mollusca, Bivalvia, Myida, Myidae. The record is from RefSeq and is a predicted model, not a curated record. The transcript has a single exon.